AUGGCUACACGAACCGGGGCCGGGGCCGGGGCCGACCGGCCCAAGAAACAAAUCAUGCUCAACGCCUUUGACAUGUUCACGCCUAGCCACCUUUCAUUUGGCCAGUGGCGCCAGCCUGGCUCUCGUGCCAAGGACAAACGGCGAGAUUUGUCCUACUGGACCGAUUUAGCCAAGCUCCUUGAAAAGGGCGGCUUCACCUCGCUCUUCUUGGCCGACUCGUACGGCUUGUAUGAUGUUUACAAGGGCAGCGAGGCCGAAUCUAUCAAAAAUGCAGCUCAGUUCCCUAUUGCGGACCCUACAAUUCCCAUAUCGGCCAUGGCCGCCGUCACGAACAACCUAAACUUUGCCAUCACAACCUCAACUUCGUACGAGAAGGCGUACGUCGUUGCAAAGCGUUUCAGUACUCUGGACCACCUGACUAAUGGUCGCUUUGGCUGGAACAUUGUCACCAGCUGGAAGGAGAGCGCGUCCAAGGCUGUUGGCCUCCCACUCGUUGAUCACGACAAACGGUACGAUGACGCUGAUGAAUACAUCCGACUUCUUUACAAGCUCUGGGAGGGCUCAUGGGCCGAUGACGCUCUUAAAGAAGACAUCGAGUCUGGAGUCUAUACCGAUAACACAAAAGUACGACGAAUUGUCCACCGUGGCAUUCAUCAGACCGACGCCCCGUUCAUCGUUGAUCCCUCCCCCCAACGAACACCUGUCUUGUUCCAAGCGGGCACCUCCCCCGCUGGCGUCAAGUUCGGCUCAACGCACGGAGAGGGCAUUUUCGUCGGGGGCUUCUCGCCACACAUUAUUGCGCCCCGUGUCAAGGCCUUGCGCGAGAGUGCAGCAGCCGCCGGCCGCGACCCAGCCUCGAUAAAAGUAUUCGCCGAGAUCUCGCCCUUCCUCGGGCGAACAGAGGAGGAGGCUCGGGACAAGUACGACAAGGCACUCGAAUACGGCCUCGUCGACGGCGGCUUGGCCAUGGCCAGUGCUUCGUACGGUUUCGACCUCAGCAAGUUUGACCCGGACCACGAGCUGCAGCCGGAGGACAUCACCAACAUAAACCGUGUGCGAUCGCAGCUCCACAACUUGCAGUAUCGCGGCGACGAUGUCCCGAAACUCACGCCGCGCAACUUGGGAAUCUUGGCCGCUGUGGGCGGAAGUUUCAGCCCAACGCCGGUGGGCACGGCCGAACAGGUUGCUGACGUUAUCGAGAAGUGGGUUGAGGUGGCAGAUGUCGAUGGCUUCAACAUUGGCCACAUCGUCACGCCUCAGAGCUACAUCGAUGUAGUAGAAUUGCUGAUCCCUGAGCUGAGAAGGAGGGGCAUCUUCCCGCAGCAAGAAGAGGCAUCCGAGCCACUGACAUUCAGGGAGAGAAUUUACGGUAAAGGACAGAGAGGGCUGCGAUCAGAUCACCCUGGUUACAGGUAUCGAUACGACAACUAUGAGACGGCGAUCAAAGAGGAUAGGGAAAAGGCGGCCGCUGUGGCUUUAGCCUCCGGUGGCGGUUCUGCAACCACGAGUUAG
Molecule: messenger RNA, 1512 nt
Organism: Clonostachys byssicola
Lineage: Eukaryota; Fungi; Ascomycota; Sordariomycetes; Hypocreales; Bionectriaceae
Source: the annotation of a GenBank genome assembly